AUGCAACUGAAAGCAAAAAGUUGGUCGGAUGGUUAUCAGCCUUUCUCUAGAAUUCAAUGGAUUGGCAUCACGGUUCUUUUCUUGACUACUGGAUUAACCACUCAAAGCCCCACUGAUCUGAUGCGUCGAAAUCCACCACCACAACCAGCUGGCCCUAAACCUGCUAUGGGUUGGAACUCUUUCUGGCCUCUUGGAUGUGGUAAACACGUGAAUCAGGAUGAGCUCAGAAAGCAUGCAGACUUACUGGUUGGGACGGGACUUACCGCUGCGGGAUACUCUACUUUAAUAGUUGAAUGUGGUUGGGAGGACUGGCCUGAUAAGGAUGGCUCACCAACCAUCAAACAAAGGACUUUCAAAAAUGGCCUCAAGCCUUUUACUGAUUAUUUGAACUCUAAGGGACUCCACUUGGGCUUUGGUACAUGGGCAGGACCUCAGUUGUGCAGAAGAGGCCGGCACAAAAAAUUUCACGGCGGUGACCCUCCCAGCGAUCUGAAAAGGUACGUUGGGAAACUGGUCGAAUGGGGUGUGGGGUAUCUUUCACAUAGACCUUGUGACUUGGCAUCACCCGACCGACUGCAACAUCCUGACCAAGCUUCUCCAUUGAAUUCUCGUUAUGUUCAAAUGGAAGAUGCAAUUCGUGAUUCAAAAGUUAAACUCUUUUAUGCCACCGGACAGUGGGGUGCUUCCCCCGAGGUUAAAAACCAACCAAGAGCCAAUAGUUGGAGAAUAUCAUAUGAAUCCCGCGAUAACUGGAAUUCUUUUAUUAGGACUUUGAACGCAUUAGUUCCGAAUGCCCCUAACACGCGCCCUGGAUCAUUCGCCGACCUUGGAUUUCUUCAAUUGGGGAAAAAUAAGCAACCUACGUUGGAAAUGAUAACGCAGUAUGCUUUUUGGGCUGCCGCAAAAUCUCCCUUAAUAUUUUCCACCGAUCUAUCCAAACUUCAUGCAGACUUCAUUGAGUUUCUCAAAAACCCUGGACCAAUUGCCAUAAACCAAGACGAAUUGGGCAAAAGUAUUACCUUCAAACGCCGUUACGCCGACGACAAAGAUAUUUGGAGCGGGCCCUUAAGUGAUGGUAGCACUGUCGCAGUCAUCAUCAACUGGGAGUAUGACACUUCAAAAAAGCAAAUCAACCUUGCAGACAUGGGGUUUUCAUCUGCACACGUGUAUGAUAUAUGGCAUGGAAAGUAUUUAGGAGCCGUUAAUAGCACCUAUAACGCCACUGUUGGAGGUCAUGGGUGCCUGUUUUUAAAGCUAAAUGACACCAAACCAGCCCCCAAACCACAGUUUAAGCGCUUUCCAGCCGAAACAGCUGAUUUAAUGGGUUCGGCAAGAUUGAAGGACGUUACUCCUAAAAUUAAAGCAGUAUCUUUGAUCAGCCCUAAUGGGGGCGGUGGAGCUCGCUGGACUAUUCCCGGCCAAAUGCAGGGAGAUGUCCUAGUCAGCUUUGAUUAUAUUAACGCUCAGUGGGCACCAGGCGAUAAUGAUUAUUCAAAAUUAAACUUCAAGCGCGUGGUCAUCACAGUGAAUGACGAGAAAAAAGUCAUUGCAGACUUUCCAGUAUCCGGCCUGCUUUGGGACGAGGUUUACGAAGGAUUUCUUGUCUCUCUCCCCUUAAUGCCCGGAGACAAUAAAGUCUUGGUUGAAGGAGUCGAUGAAUGGGCUCCAGACUUUGUUGCUUUAUCUGUGGAGCAGAAGCCAGAGCAAGCCGGUUGA
This is a messenger RNA of Puccinia triticina, 1716 nucleotides long. RefSeq lists its product as uncharacterized. The coding region runs from base 1 to 1716 and encodes 571 amino acids. The record is from RefSeq and is a predicted model, not a curated record. Gene Ontology annotation, molecular function: hydrolase activity, hydrolyzing O-glycosyl compounds. Lineage: Eukaryota; Fungi; Basidiomycota; Pucciniomycetes; Pucciniales; Pucciniaceae. The transcript is spliced from 14 exons. Gene Ontology annotation, biological process: carbohydrate metabolic process.